Phalaenopsis equestris is the source of this 1452-nucleotide messenger RNA. RefSeq lists its product as uncharacterized. The transcript has 5 exons. The coding region runs from base 126 to 1214 and encodes 362 amino acids. NCBI's taxonomy places the organism in Eukaryota, Viridiplantae, Streptophyta, Magnoliopsida, Asparagales, Orchidaceae. The record is from RefSeq and is a predicted model, not a curated record.
UAUAAAAAAAGUAGCCGGCAGCCGCAUCGACUGGUAGGGUUCCUCCUCUUUUAUUAGUUGGACAGAAGCCGCCGGAGCCAACGACCGCGCAACUGCGGGAGGUAGAUGGGCGGGAAUGCUUGAUCAUGGUUGUUAUGUAUGUAGCAAGGAUGCCUCUGGAAAUUUUUGGUGUGCUGCUUCUCUUUGUUGUUCUGAACCCUGCGUCAGCCGGUCAAUCAGGCGGAUCAUGUAAUUCUCUUGGAGGCCGUUUUCUUCAAUUUUCAACUGAGGGGAAACCCCCAAGAAAAGUUACCAAGGGACCUAGAGAUUUAGCUGCUUGCCGGGUUUUUCGUCAGAAAACUUGUUGCGAUGCUUCUCAGGCCUAUCGUGUCUUGGAAUUUGUACGAAGGUUGGCUUUAUUUGGAGAAGCUAGCCAAGAAUGUUUACAUAUAUGGGAAAUGUUGGAGUGCUCAGUGUGUGAUCCUCGUAUCGGCGUGCUUCCUGGGCCACCAGUGAUAUGCGCCUCCUUUUGUGAUAUGGUCCUAAAGGAUUGCUUAAGUGCAUAUUUCUCUUUUGAUUCAAGAAUUAAGGUAUUAUCUCCUUGUGGAUUAGGGGACAUUAUCUGUGGUAGAGCAAGAGAAUGGGCGUCUAACGGCACAGAACUGUGCCACCUUGCAGGUUUUGCUGUGAAGCAAGAUAAAUUUAGCAACAAUGAUGUUGAUGUGCAAUAUUGUUAUGGAGGAAAAGCAAGCAUAGAAUCAAUUUCUAGUUCUUGGAAGGUUUCUCAAUCUGGUUUAAGUUCUGGGGAUCAGUCUUAUGGAGUCCUUCAAGAUUUUCAGCAGUGGUUUAGUAAACUUCCACCGAAUGAGAAGGUCAAGUGGGCUAUUGGAGGGAUGGUGCUCACUUCUGGGCUCCUUUAUAUGAGUGGCAAAGAUGAAAAGGUGAGAUCGCAGAGGGUUCACAUAUAUGUUUCUUUGUUAAAACAAAUGGCACCAGAACAUAUUUUAGCUACUUCAGCUAAGUUUGUGUGCAGAAAUAUUGGCAGCUGCUUCAGCGGGUUGCUCAACAUUGAUGAUGUUACCGGACAAUCUGUUGUGCGGGCAUGCAUCAACUCUUAUUCAUAUCACAAUCUUAUCCAAAGACCGUCUCCACAUUUUUUGGCCUGCAGAAGCCAUGGAGAAUGCCCAGCAGAACCAGCCCGUUUUGUCGCCUGCCGAGAGGGCCGUGUCUGCUAGCAGCAUCUUCGCAUAGCUGUCGGAGAAGUUGGGGAGCGGCGGGAAGAUUGGUUCGGCCGUGGCUGAUGCGGUGGCGAGUGUGACGGCGAAGUCAGUGCUGAGGGAAGCUAAGCAAAGCACGAGCAUGAAGGGUAUGGGGCUGCCAUCGAACAGCAUGCGGAGGGUUAGGUUUAGCGGCGAGGGUCGAGGCAUCUCCAUGCUCAUGUGCUCGAGUCUCUUCGGCGAAGAGGACGUGAGG